AUGUUUAUAAUUAAUCUCUUCCUACUAAUUAUCCCUAUUUUACUCGCUAUAGCUUUCCUUACAUUAGCUGAACGAAAAAUUUUAGGCUACAUACAACUUCGAAAGGGCCCUAAUGUAGUAGGUCCUCACGGUAUAAUUCAACCCUUUGCUGACGCAAUAAAACUAUUUAUUAAAGAACCACUACGACCCCUAACCUCUUCCUCAUCACUCUAUACUAUUGCACCAACACUAGCUCUAACCAUCGCACUUGUAAUAUGAAUCCCACUACCACUCCCAUAUCCAUUAAUCAAUAUAAACAUAGGACUUUUAUUUAUUCUAGCCACCUCCAGCUUAGCCGUAUACUCAAUUCUAUGAUCAGGCUGAGCCUCCAACUCAAAAUACGCUUUAAUCGGAGCCUUACGAGCAGUAGCACAAACAAUUUCAUACGAAGUCACACUAGCUAUCAUUCUUUUAUCCUUACUUUUAAUAAACGGAUCAUUUACCCUAUCUACCCUUAUUACAACCCAAGAAUAUCUCUGACUCAUUAUUCCAUCAUGACCUUUAGCUAUAAUAUGAUUCAUUUCUACCCUAGCAGAAACAAACCGAGCCCCAUUCGACCUAACAGAAGGUGAAUCCGAACUUGUCUCAGGAUUUAAUGUAGAAUAUGCCGCAGGCCCAUUCGCCCUCUUCUUUAUAGCAGAAUAUACGAACAUUAUUAUAAUAAAUGCUCUAACUACCACCCUAUUCCUAGGAGCAUUAUACAACCUUCACAUACCAGAAACAUACACAACAAGCUUCGCCAUCAAAACCUUACUCCUAACUAUUUUAUUUUUAUGAGUACGAGCAUCCUACCCACGAUUCCGAUAUGACCAACUCAUACAUCUACUAUGAAAAAACUUUCUUCCCUUAACACUAGCACUAUGUAUAUGGUACGUAUCACUACCUGUUCUAGCAUCAUGUAUUCCCCCUCAAGCAU
Messenger RNA from Lemur catta (Ring-tailed lemur), 955 nucleotides. NCBI's taxonomy places the organism in Eukaryota, Metazoa, Chordata, Mammalia, Primates, Lemuridae. The record is from the annotation of a RefSeq genome assembly.